This is a messenger RNA of Medicago truncatula (barrel medic), 504 nucleotides long. Its product is annotated as alkaline/neutral invertase A, mitochondrial. The record is from RefSeq and is a predicted model, not a curated record. Gene Ontology annotation, biological process: sucrose catabolic process. The transcript has a single exon. Gene Ontology annotation, molecular function: endo-alpha-N-acetylgalactosaminidase activity; sucrose alpha-glucosidase activity. The coding region runs from base 1 to 504 and encodes 167 amino acids. Lineage: Eukaryota; Viridiplantae; Streptophyta; Magnoliopsida; Fabales; Fabaceae. Gene Ontology annotation, cellular component: mitochondrion.
AUGCAGGCAUUAUUUUAUUCAGCUUUACGCUGCUCUCGUGAGAUGCUGAUAGUGAAUGAUACAACCAGGGAUCUGGUGGCUGCUGUUAGUAAUCGCCUGAGUGCACUCUCCUUUCACAUGAGAGAGUAUUAUUGGGUUGACAUAAAGAAGAUUAAUGAAAUUUAUCGGUACAAGACUGAAGAGUAUUCUACUGAUGCUGUCAACAAGUUUAACAUUUAUCCUGAGCAAAUUCCUUCAUGGCUUGUGGACUGGAUAUCUGAGGAAGGUGGAUACUUCAUAGGCAAUCUGCAACCUGCUCAUAUGGACUUCAGGUUUUUCACACUCGGAAACCUUUGGGCCAUUGUCUCUUCUUUAGGCACAACAAGACAAAAUGAGGGCAUUUUGAAUUUAAUAGACGCCAAAUGGGAUGAUAUCAUUGGUCAAAUGCCUCUCAAAAUAUGUUAUCCAGCAUUAGAGGGUGAGGAAUGGUGUAUAAUCACUGGCUGUGACCCCAAGAACACGUAA